CAAUCAAAUUCAUCAUUAUUUUUUUUAACAUUUUUUAUAUUCAUUAUUUGGUUACAAAUUUUUCAUAAUGUAUAUGUUCAAUCAUAUCCAAGUACAACAACAAAACAACUGGUGGUUACAUCCACCAUUCCUACAUUAUUAUUAUCAUCAUCAAAUGAUAGUUUUCAUCAACAGGAAAGAGCUUCAACAUCACCAUCAUCAUCAUCAUCAACAUCAACAGCCACAACGAUAUCAACGAUGGACACGACGGAAAUGGUUGAAAUUCCUAUUACAAUUUCAACUGCAGCCAGUACAAUAUCGGAUAUUAAAGAGAAUACAAAUUCUGAAGGCACAAUCACUACAUUAGAAAAUUCUAAUGAUAAAAUUUCAUCAACAUACAAUAAUUCAUCAAAUGAAACAGGAAAUUUGCUUACACAAACAUCAUCAUCAUCAUCAGCAGCAGCAACAACAAUUGCAGCCGAUUUAUUAUCGAUACCGGAAUUUGUUCUAAAUCUAAACGCUAGCUCAUCAUUUGUAUCAAAUUGUACGAAUGUUGAAUUUUAUUGUGAAAUAAUACCAUUGAAACCCAUAACGGAUAAUCCGUUAUUGAAUUCAACAGCCAUUUGGUGGAAAUUUCGUGGCCAAAAUGUUUCCUCAUCAACUCUUCCAGGUGGCCGUGUGAUAAAUCGUCAGGAUAAUAUACAUUUAUCCAUAUUAAAUAUUGAAUGUGCUCAAUUCGGUAUACAUGAUGGUGAUUAUAGCUGUCAUUCAUCGUCAUCAUAUACAGAAAUCUCAGGAUCUCAACAUUUUUUCAUUACAAAUAGUUCUAACUUAUAUUUUGAAAUUUCGGUUCUUGUGAUGGAAUCCAUUGAACCACAAAAUCGUACAAUAAGCCAGGAAAUCGAUACUGCCGCGCAGUUAAUAUGUCAUGUGCUUGGUUAUCCUAAACCACAAAUUGUUUGGCAACGAUAUGACCCAAACACAUUGAUUACAACUGAUAUUGAAUCUGAUGGCCGUGUCGAUAUUGAAGAUCAAUUUCUUCCCGAAUCAUCACAUGAUAUUGUGGAAAAUCCAUUGAAUCCAUUGAAAUUAUUUCAAAGUAUACUUCGUUUUGAAUCAUUACGUCGUUCCGAUAAUGGUACCUAUGUUUGUCGAGCUAUCGAUAUUCAUCGAUUGGAAAAACCUAAAACACAAGAUUUUCAGGUGAUCGUAUUGGAAGUACCGGAAAUUCAUAUCGAAAAGAUUGAAAUUGAAAAUAAAAUAACUGCUGUCAUCUCAUUUGUUGUUGAUUAUGAUGGUAAUCUUCCUAUCGAACGAUAUUUACUGGAAUUACGAAACUAUACAAAUGAUGAUGAAAAUUCAACAUGGAUCCAAUUGGAUACACCACCACCAGAAUCAAUAUUGACCGAACAUAAUUAUUCAACGAUAAAAGUGAAUGAUCUCGUACAUGCAGCCACAUAUGGUUUUCGUUUAGCUGCUACCAAUCAAAUUGUUGGCCAAUCCGAAUGGAGUAUGAUGAACAUAACGGUACCUGCCGAUGUACCUAGUCCAAUUAAUAAUGUACAUUUAUUAUCAAAAUCAAAUGAAACAUUAUUAUUUGGAUGGCGACGCCCAUUACAUGAUAACGGUGCAGCAAUUAUUCAAUUUCAUCAGAUACUUAAAGAUGAUCAUGAUGUGAUAAUUUGGAAUCAGACGAUCAACAAUACGCAAUCACGAAAUAAACACAUGUCAUUAUUUUCUAAUCUACAACCAGGCACACAUUAUUCAUUCCAGAUUCGUGCUUGUUCACAUAUCGGUUGUGGUGAUUGGUCAUCGAUAUUCGAAGUUGUCACUUCGGAUGGCCAUUCCGAUCCACCCAGAAAUAUUCAUAUUGAAUGUUUUUUCGAUACAAAAUUAGCACAGACAAAUGCAACAAUCAAUUGGGAAGAACCAUCAAAUCCACGUGGUUCAAUCAUUGGUUAUAAUAUAUCAUUACGUGGUCAUACAACACAAUCACAACGAUUUUUUGAAUCAUUCGAACAAUCGUAUCAGGUGACCGGUAAUGAAACAUUCAUAUAUCAUGCUGUAUUGAAACCAAAUUCCAAUUACACGGUACGAAUAUGUGCAAUAAAUAAAUCUGGCUGUGGACAAUUAUCACCAUUAACCUCAUCAUCAAUGUGCCAAUCAAGUCCAACUGUUCCGUCCGAAUUUCCUUCAGGCAUACGUUUAGAACGUGUUAGACCAUCAUCAUCAUCAUCAUCAUCAUCAUCGACAAUUUCAACAAGUAAUAGCCAUUAUUCUGGUAUGAGAGAUAAAGAAACUGUUCAUCAGCCAUUUAUUGGACAACAACAUCAACAUCAUAAUCUUUAUCAACAACAACAGCAACAGCCACAACCAGAACGGCAAUUGAAAUUACAUGUGCCACGAAUUUCCGAACGUAAUGGUCCAUUUCGUUGUAUUCGUAUAAUUGUGAUACGUCUUCCAUCUCAUUCUUCGUCCUCUUCAUCAUCAUCAAAUAUUUCUGAUAUUAGCAAUAGCAACAAUACUGAUCAACAAAGUGAUAUAUUUAGCCAAUAUCUUGAUCCUGAUGGUUCUUAUCGAAAUCGAAUUCCAUUAAGUACCUAUAAAUUAGUACAUUCAAAAAAUGGUUUAAGUAGUGAAACAUUUGGUGCUUAUAUUGCCAAAGAAUUUACACCGGAAUCAUUUCCUAGUGAGAUUAUUUUAGGUGAUGGUAAAAUUUCACGUUGCUAUGAUGAUGCACUUGAAUAUGAUCUCAAAUCACGUAUCAAACAUAGUCGACAUUAUUCACAGCAGCAACGACAACCGAAUGAUGAAUCUAUCGGUGUUGGUAAUUCGGAUGAUAAUCGAUCACCUAGACGAAUUAAUUAUGAGCUUCGAUCAACUAGAAUGCCCGAAAAUCAAAAUGAAUCUUAUGAUGAAUUUUUCGAACUAGAAGAUGAACAUCUAGUUGAGGAUCGUGAACUAUUUCCAAAUACAUAUUAUUCCGCUGCAAUAGAAGUUACAGUAAUGGCUGUCAAUCAUACAUUAUUGGUUGAACAAAGUCCAUGGACUGAACCGGUUCGAACUGAACCAAUUUUGACAAUCAUUCCACAAUCAAGCCAUUCAUUCUCGGAAACAACCACUGGAAUAAUAUAUGGAACAUUUUGUGGCCUAUUACUUAUCAUGACAUUAUUUUUUUCAGUACUUUGUUUCUUAAAACGUAAAGCAACCGAAGCAACAACACCCGUUCUAUUAGAUGAUGAAAGAAUUGGAUUAUCUAAUUUUAUUCGACGAACUUUAACCGGACGAAAACAUAAUAAAGAUCAGACACUUUUCUAUCAAUUGAAUUUUAAUUCAACACAGGCUAUACGAAAAUGGGCCUCAAAACCGAUACCUAUACAGAAUUUGGUAGCCGUUUUUCAACAAAGACGAACAAAUUCAGAUUUUCUCUUUCAAGCCGAAUUUGAAUCGCUUCCUGAAAGUUUUCCGGAUCGUACGACCAUUGCAAGUGAUGCAAUCGAAAAUGCAACAAAAAAUCGAUAUCCGGACAUAAAAUCAUAUGAUCAAACUAGAGUAGUAUUGAAAAAGAUUGAUGAUAUAGAAGGGUCGGAUUAUAUAAAUGCCGAUUUCGUAAACGGUGGCCUUAAACAAGACAAACGUUUUAUCUGUGCACAAGGACCAACACAGAAAACUGUUCCGGAUUUUUGGCGUAUGAUCUAUGAACAACAGUGUUGCAUAAUUGUCAUGCUGACCGGCAUUGAAGAACAAGGCCGAAUAAAAUGUGCACAAUAUUGGAAUGAUGAAGAUGGCGAACAGCCAUUAUCGUUUCCGGAUGCAUUUCCAUCUAGUCAUUUUCAUGUAUCCACUAUAUUUCGUCGUGAAUAUUCUGAUUAUGUUAUUCGAAGAUUUAGUUUGAAAAAUACGAAAACCGAAGAAUGCCGUGAUAUACUACAUUUUCAUUUUGUUGCAUGGAAAGAUUUUCUAGCACCAGAUCAACCAUCAUGGUUAUUACGUUUCAUUAAACGUGUUAAUGAACAUUAUUGUAAUGAUCGUGGCCCUAUCGUUGUACAUUGUUCAGCCGGUGUUGGCCGUACCGGAACAUUCAUUGCAAUCGAUUCGUUGAUUAGUCAGAUUGAUGAUGGUGCCCAAGAGAUUAAUGUAUUUGAUUGUGUAUCUAGGCUUCGUUAUCAACGUAAUUUUCUAGUACAAUCACUUCGACAAUAUAUUUUUGUAUAUCGUGCCAUAAUGGAAUAUGUUGAAUUUGGUGAUACAGAAAUUGAAGCCGGACAUAUACGUGAUCAUUAUAAACAAUUAAAAGAACAGAAAACCGAAUCUGGCAAUGGUGUGUUCAGUGAAUUUGAGAAAUUGAACGAAGUAUUUGAGGAACCAAAAUCCUGUGUAGUAGGCCAUCUGGAAACGAAUAAACUUAAAAAUCGUUAUUCAUUUAUUAUUCCAUAUGAUAUCAACAGAGUGAUAUUGAAUCCAUCACAAGAUACUUGCUAUAUCAAUGCUUCGUUUAUUCAGGGCUAUGAUCAUACACUUUCGUUUAUUGUUGCACAAGAUCCACUUGAACAUACUGUCAAUGAAUUCUGGUGGAUGAUUGCUGAACAUGCUGUUACGACAAUGGUCAUGUUGGCCGAACUUGGUGAUGGCCAAAAUAAAUGUCAUCAAUAUUGGCCAGCAUCAGUGGAUACAACAUUUGAUUGCGAUUUUGUUAAAGUAAAAUUGAUUGAAGAAGAAAUGUUUCAAUAUUAUGUUAAACGUGUAUUCCAUGUUACUAAAAAGAAGACUAAUAAAAGCCAUGUGGUGAACCAAUAUCAAUUUUUUUCAUGGAAAUCCGGAGUUGUGGUACCCGAAUCUACCAAAUCAUUAAUCACAUUGACCGAUGCAAUUUUGUUGGCCAAUAACCCGAAUAAUAACAAUAAUAAUAAUAAUAAUGGUCCAGAAAUUAUCAUCAAUUGUUCUAAAUAUAAUGGAAAAUCACAAUCAACGGCAACAUCAUCAUCUUCACCCAUUUUAGUUCAUUGUAGUGGUGGUGGUGAUCGAUCGUCAGUAUUUGUUUCAUUCGCUAGUCUUGUACGACAAUUACAGCUAGAGGAAAGAGUUGAUGUAUUUCAAACGGCAAGAUAUACAAAAUCACAACGACAGUGUAUGUUACAAACUAUUGCUCAAUAUGACUUUUUAUAUCGUUGUCUUAUCGACUACAUGGAUUGUCAUCACAUUUGCAAUAAUAGUGAUACGCAACUAUGAAUUCAUGCUUAUAAAUUGUGUGUGUAUUGGUGGUGGUGGUGGAACAAAAGGAAGAAAAAAAAAUCGAAUACGGAAUUAAUUUAAAGAAUCUUAUUCACCACUAAUUAAGAAGAAUUUUUGCAUCGAAAAAAAAGAAGAAAAAAUGAACAACAAUAAAUAAUAAUGAGAAUGUUGCCUUUUUCUCAUUAUAUUAAUAUUUUUUUUCCACCAAUUCCAGAUGUUAUCGUUGUCAUUGUUGUUGUUAAUAUUAAUAUUUGUAAAUGUUGAAUCCGGAAUCAUUGCCCGUACUUCUUUGUAAAAGAAAACAAAAAUCCCCUUGCAUCUUUCAUUAUCAUCAUCAUUUAAAUUAAGACUUGUUUUCA
Dermatophagoides farinae (American house dust mite) is the source of this 5570-nucleotide messenger RNA. NCBI's taxonomy places the organism in Eukaryota, Metazoa, Arthropoda, Arachnida, Sarcoptiformes, Pyroglyphidae. The record is from RefSeq and is a predicted model, not a curated record.